Molecule: messenger RNA, 1850 nt
Organism: Biomphalaria glabrata
Lineage: Eukaryota; Metazoa; Mollusca; Gastropoda; Planorbidae
Product: sialate O-acetylesterase-like
Exons: 10
Coding region: 102-1793 (563 amino acids)
Biological process (GO): carbohydrate metabolic process
Molecular function (GO): sialate O-acetylesterase activity
Source: RefSeq, a predicted model, not a curated record
CAAUCAUUCUGCAUUUGACUUUUAGUCUGGAAGGUUUGUGGUUUGGUUUAAAUUAAUAGUGACACCACUUGAGGAGAGACAGACAGUCAGAGCAGCCGACCAUGGCGCCAGCUGCGUUUCUGUUCCUGCUGUGCUUCUCUCUAGCCAGUGCCCUGAACCUGCAUCACAUGUCUGCAGACGACCAAGAUAGGUUGUCUUACAGACAAGCCAAAGGUGCUAAGAUUGGCGCUGUCACUUUUGGAUUCGCCAGACAUUUCCAGAACCACAUGGUGUUGCAGCGAGCACCACAAAGAGCCAAUAUUUAUGGAUUCUCUCCAACCAUUGGACAGAAGGUCACUUUACAGCUGGUGACUGUUCCAGCUACACGUACGUACAGCUACGAGACUACCGUACAUCAGGAUGGAAGCGCCGGGGCCUGGAAUUUCGUCCUUGACCCCUUCGCCGCUGGAAUCACCGUCAACAUUAGGGUGGACUCUGGUGGCGAGUCCCACAACAUAAGUGACGUCAUAUUUGGAGAUGUUUGGGUCUGCUCUGGACAGUCUAACAUGCAGAUGACCGUGUUUCAGAUAGAUGGCGCUGCUGAGGAGAUUGCUGACGCAAACAACUACCCCAACAUCAGGGUGAUGACAGUCAACGACAAUGAAUCCCCCACCCCCCUCAAUAACCUGAUCGCCUUGUCCGAGUCAUGGUCCAGAGCCAGCAGCGCUUCGAUUGGUCACGGAGCCUGGAGUUAUUUCUCCGCUGUCUGCUGGCUCUUCGGCAAGGCUAUCUUCAAGGCCAGGCACAUCCCCAUAGGACUCGUAGAUACUGAUUGGGGAGGCACCCCCGUGAAGGCCUGGUCAUCUCCCGAGGCUCUUGCCCACUGCGGCGUCCACCACGAUGAGCCUUCUGACCAACCAGAGUCUUACACCGAAUAUUUAAAACACGUUCCACUUGAAGACAGACACAGACUUCAGGGCCCAGGCAACAGUUCCGUCUUGUGGAACUCAAUGGUCCAUCCUCUGCUUGGGAUGACCAUCUAUGGCGCCAUCUGGUAUCAAGGAGAAGGUGACUCAGGCGGUGUGGCCAGAGAUAAAUACAACUGUACAUUCCCCACAAUGAUCAAAGACUGGAGAAGCAACUGGAACAGGGCGUCCAAUGGUCAGACAAGCGCCACAUUCCCUUUUGGCUUUGUACAGUUGGCGCCUAAUCAUCCAAGUCCAGGGUCCACAUCUGGCUUCACAGAUAUUCGUUGGCACCAGACGGCAGACAGAGGUUAUGUCCCCAACCCUGACAUGCCAAACGUCUUCAUGGCUGUGGCUCUGGACUUGCCAGAUUUUAACUCAACUUAUGGCUCUGUUCACCCUCGCUAUAAGAGAGACAUUGGAGCGAGACUCGCCUUGAGUGGACUGGCCGUGGCCUACCACCAGAGCGGUAUCUUCCAGGGCCCACUGCCCACAGGUUCUCAUGCAUCAGCCAGCGGCCUGAUCGUGGACUAUGGUAACACCUGGAAGCUGAGUGUGGUCAUCAAUGACGGGUUUGAGGUCCAGUGUGCUCACUUGAGGUGGGUCGCUGACCCUAUAGUGGCCCACACCAAUACCACUGUCACACUGAAGCCAAAUGUUUGCCACGCAGGGGAGAAAAUCACUGGUCUCCGCUACGCCUGGAGUGAGUCCCCCUGCGCCCUUCACAGAUGUGCUAUCUACGAGACAUCCCAUAACUUACCAGGACCACCAUUUAUCUCGUACGCUGACUUUGAUCCAAAUGGAGAACCAUAUUUUACUUUCAAUCAUCAGACACACAUCAGAAACUAAACACCCUAAAACAUUUUUUUUUAUUUGCAAAUAAAAGAAGCAAUCUAAGGACAUUAC